This is a messenger RNA of Procambarus clarkii (red swamp crayfish), 1603 nucleotides long. Lineage: Eukaryota; Metazoa; Arthropoda; Malacostraca; Decapoda; Cambaridae. The record is from RefSeq and is a predicted model, not a curated record.
GAGGCUUUCAUCUUCAGGAAGCCCUCCACCUUCAAGAAGCCCUCCACCUUCAGGAAGCCCCUCCACCUUCAGGAAGCCCCUCCACCUUCAGGAAGCCCUCCACCUUCAGGAAGCCCUCCACCUUCAGGAAGCCCUCCACCUUCAAGAAACCCCUCCACCUUCAAGAAGCCCCUCCACCUUCAAGAAACCCCUCCACCUUCAAGAAGCCCCUCCACCUUCAGGAAGCCCCUACACCUUCAGGAAGCCAUCCACCUUCAGGAAGCCCUCCACCUUCAAGAAGCCCUCCACCUUCAAGAAGCCCCUCCACCUUCAGGAAGCCCCUCCACCUUCAGGAAGCCCUCCACCUUCAGGAAGCCCUCCACCUUCAGGAAGCCCUCCACCUUCAGGAAGCCCUCCACCUUCAGGAAGCCGCUCCAACUUCAGGAAGCCCUCCACCUUCAGGAAGCCCUCCACCUUCAAGAAGCCCUCCACCUUCAAGAAGCCCCUCCACCUUCAAGAAGCCCUCCACCUUCAGGAAGCCCUCCACCUUCAAGAAGCCCUCCACCUUCAAGAAGCCCUCCACCUUCAGGAAGCCCACCACCUUCAAGAAGCCCUCCACCUUCAAGAAGCCCUCCACCUUCAAGAAGCCCUCCACCUUCAAGAAGCCCUCCACCUUCAAGAAGCCCUCCACCUUCAAGAAGCCCUUCCACCUUCAAGAAGCCCUUCCACCUUCAAGAAGCCCUUCCACCUUCAAGAAGCCCCUCCACCUUCAAGAAGCCCCUCCACCUUCAAGAAGCCCUCCACCUUCAAGAAGCCCUCCACCUUCAGGAAGCCCUCCACCUUCAAGAAGCCCUCCACCUUCAAGAAGCCCUCCACCUUCAAGAAGCCCUCCACCUUCAAGAAGCCCUCCACCUUCAAGAAGCCCCUCCACCUUCAAGAAGCCCCUCCACCUUCAAGAAGCCCUCCACCUUCAGGAAGCCCUCCACCUUCAGGAAGCCCUCCACCUUCAGGAAGCCCUCCACCUUCAAGAAGCCCCUCCACCUUCAGGAAGCCCUCCACCUUCAGGAAGCCCUCCACCUUCAGGAAGCCCUCCACCUUCAGGAAGCCCUCCACCUUCAAGAAGCCCUCCACCUUCAAGAAGCCCCUCCACCUUCAAGAAGCCCUCCACCUUCAGGAAGCCCUCCACCUUCAGGAAGCCCUCCACCUUCAAGAAGCCCUUCCACCUUCAAGAAGCCCUCCACCUUCAAGAAGCCCCUCCACCUUCAAGAAGCCCUCCACCUUCAGGAAGCCCUCCACCUUCAAGAAGCCCUCCACCUUCAAGAAGCCCCUCCACCUUCAAGAAGCCCUCCACCUUCAAGAAUCCCCUCCACCUUCAAGAAGCCCCUCCACCUUCAAGAAGCCCCUCCACCUUCAAGAAGCCUUCCACCUUCAAGAAGCCCUCCACCUUCAAGAAGCCCUUCCACCUUCAAGAAGCCCUACACCUUCAAGAAGCCCUUCCACCUUCAAGAAGCCCCUCCACCUUCAAGAAGCCCUCCACCUUCAAGAAGCCCUCCACCUUCAAGAAGCCCUCCACCUUCAAGAAGCCCUCCACCUUCAAGAAGUCACCAUCAAUUCAAGUGAAUGA